AACACGCAGCCACCUUGUGUCUUGGAACGUGCCUCAUGAACGGGGUGGAGCUCGCGCAUACGAUUUGAGCCAGUCUGCCACCCGUAGUUCGGAGAGUGGUUGUGCGGAAAGGUAGCAAGAUGGCGUCGGAGCCGGAUAAGAACGAAAUUUUAACAAUUUUCAAACGACUCAGAGCUAUUCAGACAAAUAAGUCCUGUUUUGAUUGUGCUGCUAAGAAUCCAAGUUGGGCCAGUAUAACCUAUGGCGUAUUCUUGUGUAUUGACUGCUCUGGGAUCCACCGCUCAUUGGGAGUGCAUCUCAGUUUUAUCAGAUCUACAGAGCUGGAUUCUAAUUGGAAUUGGUUUCAGUUGAGAUGUAUGCAGGUUGGAGGCAAUGCAAAUGCGGCUGCCUUUUUCCGGCAGCAUGGCUGCACAACUAAAGACACAAAUGCCAAGUACAACAGCAAAGCCGCACAUAUGUACCGUGAGAAGAUCAGGCAGCUAGCAAACACGGCACUCUCAAAGUAUGGAACUGAUCUAUGGAUUGACAGUCCAGGUGGUACACAAGUGCAAAGUCCUGGAAAUAAAGACAAAGACUUCUUUGCAGAACACACUCAGCCUUCCAGCAGCUGGGAUAUGGCCUCUACAUUAACAGAUCAGAAUUCCGCAGGGAGCCAGCUGGUUGCAGAAGAACUCCCAAAACAGGAAGAAAUCUUGAACAAUCAACCCGAACAAGGUCCCAGCAUUGAAGGGCUUAGCACAUCUCCCAAAGCAACAAUUGAAGUGAAGCCUUCGAUCAUUGGAAAGAAAAAGCCUGUUGCAGCAAAAAAAGGGCUGGGUGCUAAAAAAGGACUGGGUGCUCAGAAAGUAAGCAGCCAGAGCUUCAGCGAGAUAGAACGACAGGCACAGGUAGCAGAGAAGCUGAGAGAGCAGCAGGCCAGCGAGACCAAGAAGCAGGCUGAAGAGUCAAUUGUUGCUUCAAUGCGUCUAGCCUACCAGGAGCUACAGAUCGACAGGAAAAAGGAAGAUAAGAAAAUCCAGAGUUUGGAAGGAAAAAAAAGAGAACAGGCUGAGAGGCUUGGAAUGGGAUUUGGAACCAGAAGUGCGGUGUCUCAUUCGGUGCUGUCAGAGAUGCAAGUAAUUGAGCAGGAGACCCCAGUUGCAGCCAAGUCCACUCGCUCUAAGCUGGAUAUGUUUGAUGAACCAGGAUUUACAGCUGGACCUCCAAAGUAUAAGGAUAACCCGUUCUCUUCGGGGGAUGACUUUGGUUCACGAUGGGAUUCUGAUUCCACCUCCUCUUUCUCCUCUUGGGGUCUUGACAAGGAAGAGCCAAAGGAGGCUGAAGUCACUAUUUCUAGUAUUCAGCCAAUUGGGGAAAGGCUGCCAAGCAGACGAAAGCCAGAUGGCAAUGUUACCGUUGUGGAGUCAAGCGAGGCACGUCAAAAGUUUGCCAAUGCUAAAGCCAUCUCAUCUGACAUGUUCUUUGGGAGAGAGAGUGAUGCAGAGUACGAGGCAAAGACUCGUUUGGAGCGGUUAUCUGGAAAUUCUUCCAUUAGUUCUGCAGAUCUGUUUGGGGAUGGGAGCGAUGGGUCUUCUGCAGGGGCUUCAUCUUAUGAUAGCGUUCUUCCAACUGGCCCUGAUAUUGCCCAGUUUAAACAGGGUGUGAAGACAGUUGCAGGAAAAAUGGCAGUACUUGCUAAUGGGGUGAUGAAUACAAUUCAGGAUCGUUACAGCUCUUACUGAAAAAAUGAGACUUCAGAAUCUGAACAUACAGAAGAACCAGACACACUGUUCACUAGUUUUUUUUUUUCUUAGUAUUGUUUAAACCUGGCUGAUGGUUUGUUUUAAUAAAAAAAAAUAUAUAAAUUGACGGGGAAACAAUAGCUGCUGGUCAUAUGCUGAAAAAUUAUUUAUUAAAACAAAAUUCUUAAAGUAAUUUGAUCUCUGCGAACACCUUUUGUGUGUAAUUUACAAAAAUUGUAAAGAUGCCUAAAAUAUAACAUUGAGUUAAGACAAGUAUUUGUCCUAGGAUUGUUUUUGCCUCAAAAUACUGUGAUAACCCUCUCACUGCCCAAAUAAGGACUUGUGUUAUUGGUGAUAACUAUUUACAUUUCUACCAUAUUUAUCUGCAAUGAAAAUAGUGUUAAGGUUUUUGUUUUUAAAUCCUGAUGAUUUGAAAUGAGAUUCUAAAAAGGCUUUAUUUUUAAAUCAUGGUUCUUUUUAUAAUAUGGUUUGAAGUACUGUACAAUAGUGCUAUUUUGUUGCUGUACUAAUAAGAGGAAUAGUUUAGUACAGUAGUUAAAUAACCAUUGAGUGUAAAAGUUACAUAUCUUUUUUUAUUAAACUGUUUGGCAACUUUUAUCAAUAUUGAUUUAAGGAUAAUAUUGCAAACAACCUUAUUGUUUCAUUAAUUAAUUUAUAACAUGAACAACUGGUACAUAAUCAUAUAAAAAUAUAUAUUCUGGUUGGAACACCCAGGUCCAUUCUGAUUUAGUUUAACCUUUUUCUAUCCUGUAUACCCCUUCAGUUGCAGUUGGUUUAAUGUCUAUUCCAUGAUACAAAACUAGCCACCUCUUUUGUCAGUGCAGAAUUAACAGAAGGAUAAACCUGAAAUCCUUCAAACAAAAGCAAAGUUCACAACGACAGUCUAAUAAACCAACUAACGCUGCGGUGGCGAUCAGGAAAUGUCAAAUAUCUUGGAGUGUUGACAGGAGCAAAAUGCAGUCUAACUGGGCAGGAUUACAUUUUUAUUUCGCUGCUGAAAUUGAGGAACCCUCCUAUAUAACCUGUGAGUCCUGUUGAAGUAUUCAGUAAAACCUUUUAACCACUGCUUUUUAAAGAGAUACAAGUUACUUAAAGAACCUGCAAUGGAUUGCCAAAGAUGAGGCCGUAAUUCCUUUAAUAGGUUAAAAAUCAUACCUUUUUAAUGCUGUGCUAUUCACCAUGCUUGUACCAUGGCAUCCAAGAUAUAUGUACUAGCUUAAUGUUUCAUCUUUUAUGCCCUUAACAUUUUGGAACAGAAUAGUUAACUGUGGGUGUGUGCUUAAACACACACAAACAAAUCAGAUACAUGUAUACCCUGUUGAGUUUUUGUCAGGAACUUGAGCAUGUAUAAUGCCUUGGUUAAAAAGCAAUUUGUUUGUGUUAGUGUGUUAUAUCCUUCAUAGAAUACCUGAACAUUGGCAAAAAGUGUAAUAAACACCAGUACAAAACUGGAUACCCCUUUAUUCUCACAGUUUUGUAUUGGCUAUCAUGUCUCACCUGUUCCAUCAUAUAUAUGCAAUAUUUCAAUUGUUUGGGCUCCCAGUCCAGAAGGGCUAAACAAAUUUAAAGUGAUGCUUUUCUAUCACUUGUCAUUUGUAAGUAUUCAAAAGUGUUAACAGGAAGCAAGUUCUGGCUUUGAAAAACCAAGCAUGUCUUUUUUUGAGUGUUUUCCCAGUUACACAAGUUAAAUAGUAAAAACCCUCUGAGUGGAACAGCUGAGGGUGCCAAAUGAAAUGCUGAGGACUUUAUGAAGCCAUUCGACUGCCUGAUGUCAUUUAACAAUUGUACUGGCAGUGUCAAGUGUUGUUGUAGUAGUAACUCGAAGUACAAUCUGAUGAGAGAUUUCAGUUGUUUAUUAGCAAUAGUAGAAUAUUCUUUAUAUAUAUAUAUAUAUAUAUAUAUAUAAUAUAUAUAUAUAUAUAUUCCUUGUCCUAAACAUCAUCUACAUUUUGUUUUUAAUUAAAAUAUAGGCUUCCAUUCUUUCUUGCCAAGGACUGGAGAGGUUUAAAUGUGUUAAUAUAUUUGCCACUUUGCAAAGAUAACUUCCUUCCUCGGGGAUGAUACAUAACUAUGUUUUAGCCCUACUUUGUAGUGAUGGUUAUAUUGCCCUGCCUGACACUGACCCAGUGUGAUUUUGAAAAAAGGUUUUCUCCCAAACAAAUACAUUUAUUAUAGGUGGCAUGUACAAACCAUUGCUUAAAGUGUCAAUAAAAAUGUAAAUCUGUUCCAA
Messenger RNA from Acipenser ruthenus (sterlet), 3972 nucleotides. Its product is annotated as ADP-ribosylation factor GTPase-activating protein 2-like. The coding region runs from base 120 to 1721 and encodes 533 amino acids. Gene Ontology annotation, molecular function: GTPase activator activity. Lineage: Eukaryota; Metazoa; Chordata; Actinopteri; Acipenseriformes; Acipenseridae. The transcript is spliced from 16 exons. The record is from RefSeq and is a predicted model, not a curated record. Gene Ontology annotation, biological process: COPI coating of Golgi vesicle.